UUUGACAGCCAGUCUCUUUGUUACAGUUCCCUCCCUAGCCUGUACAGAUCAAUCCGGUUACUUAUAAGCAGGCGUGAGUGUGGUACAACCAGAGACUGACUACGUACCUGAACAAGCGACAACAUGCCAUCACGGACAGCGUCCAUGUGGAAUCUCGCGAUAGCCCUUCUUUUGGUAUGUGGCCGGAUUAAUGCUAUACAGGCAGACCCUCAGCUUGAUAAACGUGAGGCUGACCAGGACGUAAGCAUAGAUGAGCUUCCGGUUGAUGAAGAUGAGAUAGAUGAAAAACGAACCUUCGAUUCCAUCUCCGGAAAUGGUAGGAUUUCUGGAUUUGCAAAAAAGACAUUUGAUUCGAUAUCUGGAGGUAAUAGUAUGCCAGCAUUUGCAAAACGUCCCCUUGAUAAAAUUUCUGGAAAUGGCGGGUUUUCAUCUUUUGCAAAACGUAAGUUUGAUUCAAUAUCUGGAAGUGGAGGAAUAUCUUCAUUCGCAAAACGCAAAUUUGAUUCGAUAUCUGGAGAUGGCGGAAUGUCCUCAUUCGCAAAACGCAAGUUUGAUUCAAUAUCUGGAGAUGGCGGAAUGUCCUCAUUCGCAAAACGCAAAUUUGAUUCGAUAUCUGGAGAUGGAGGAAUGGCCUCAUUCGCAAAACGCAAAUUUGAUUCAAUAUCUGGAGAUGGCGGAAUGUCUUCAUUCGCAAAACGCAAAUUUGAUUCGAUAUCUGGAGAUGGAGGAAUGGCCUCAUUCGCAAAACGCAAAUUUGAUUCGAUAUCUGGAGAUGGCGGAAUGUCCUCAUUCGCAAAACGCAAAUUUGAUUCGAUAUCUGGAGAUGGUGGAAUGUCCUCAUUCGCAAAACGCAAAUUUGAUUCGAUUUCUGGAGAUGGAGGAAUGGCCUCAUUCGCAAAACGCAAAUUUGAUUCAAUAUCUGGAGAUGGCGGAAUGGCCUCAUUCGCAAAACGCAAAUUUGAUUCGAUAUCUGGAGAUGGCGGAAUGGCCUCAUUCGCAAAACGCAGAUUCGAUUCGAUUGCUGGAGGUGGCGGGUUGUCCACGUUUGCAAAACGCAAAUUCGAUUCAAUAUCUGGAAAUGGUGACAUGUCCGCAUUUGCCAAACGUAAAUUUGAUUCAAUUUCCGGAUAUGGUGGUAUGCCUGAGUUAGCAAAACGAAAAUUUGACUCAAUUUCUGGAAGCGGAGGGAUGCCUUCAUUUGCGAAACGAAGAUUUGAUUCGAUCUCCGGAAACAGCAGAUUUGCUGGAUUCGCAAAACGUCCGCUUGACACAAUAUCUGGGAAUUCUGAUAUCUCAGGUUUCAUCAAAAGACGGUUUGAUUCAAUCGAUGGCACGGGAAGACUAGCAGGACUUAACAAACGUAGAUUUGAUUCCAUCUCGGAUCAUGGUGGCCUCAGUGGAUUUGCUAAAAAGAACUUUGAUAGUAUCGACAGAGGGGCGGCAUUCGCGGGCUUCGUAAAGAGACCUGCAGGCAACGAUGGCGCAGACGACGAUACAGAUGACUUGACGAAAAGACGUAUGGAUUCCAUCGCUAGUGGUGGAUUUGGAAGUUUGAGCAAGAGAACUUUUGACUCCAUAAGCAGAGGUGGAUCACUUAUGGGAUUUGCAAAGAAAUCAUUUGAUAGCAUCAACACAGCAGGACUUAGAGGGUUCGUUAAAAAAGACGACGAGGCCUGAUUGGCUUGUUUCAAAUCACAUGACUAGUGUAUGAUGUACGAAACAAUGUACAACGAAAUCCAACAGUGUACAAUCACGUACAACAUACAAUGUACAAACGUCAGUGUAUCAAAUACAAUGUGUACACAUGAAGUACACCGAACAUGGUUUAUCUGUGUUGAUCAUUGUUUAACCAGAGCGUUAUUUUGAAUAACUGUAAAUAUAAAUAUGCAAACACAAAUAUAUGGACUAUUUUAUUAUGGCGAGACAAGGCGGUGAAAGGGCGGAAGUGCUGAUCAGUUCAGCCUGUGAUAUGGACUUUAUGGUAGUUGUAUUUGAGUUAACUCAUCUUUGUUAUUGUUUCCCAGGUGGCGCGGUAUUGUCUUCACUCUACAAGCUCUAGGAUGACUCCCUGGACCAAUAUGUUACUAUCAGAAGGACUCUGCAUGUCUGUAUUUUAACCUUUGUCCUAGAUUAGCGGUACCCGACAAUGGUUCUUGUUAAAUGAGCCAUACAGUAGCUAACGUUAACUUCUCUGUGUUUUAAAUAUUGACACAUGUAAGUCUCGUUGAUCGAGAUCACUACCCUACUGUUUCAGACCACAACUUUAUAAACUUGCUUUAUCACGUAUGUGAAUUUCAAAUAAAAUACAUCUUACAAGUUCA
Messenger RNA from Pecten maximus, 2321 nucleotides. RefSeq lists its product as uncharacterized. NCBI's taxonomy places the organism in Eukaryota, Metazoa, Mollusca, Bivalvia, Pectinida, Pectinidae. The record is from RefSeq and is a predicted model, not a curated record. The coding region runs from base 124 to 1677 and encodes 517 amino acids. The transcript is spliced from 2 exons.